AUGACAGUAAAAUAUCUUCAGUUAAUUCAGUUAUGCAUUGUGGCUUACCUCAGUCUGGCUGCUGAUGCUGAUGAGGACCUCAAAGCAACCCGCAUCAAUGGUGGUCAGAUGAUGAACAAAACGGUUCCUUUUCAAGUGUCGCUCCAAAUGCAUCGACGGGGGGGAUGGCGUCACUUUUGCAGCGGCUCCAUAAUCAGUAAGAUGCAUGUUGUGACUGCGGCGCAUUGUGUGGAGAAGAUGGAGCUGGAGAAGCUGAGUGUUUUGGCUGGCACGCUCAACUGGAAGACGGGUGGGCAACGGCACAAGAUUGUGAGCAAACAUGUGCAUCCGCAAUACGCAAUGAUGCCACGCAUUAUCAAUGACAUUGCGGUGCUAAAGGUGAGUCCACCGUUCGGAUUGCAUCUCGCUGAGAUCAGCACCAUACACUUGGGUGAUGCCGAUCGUGUUGGCGGCAAAACGCCAGUUCGUCUCACUGGCUGGGGAUCGACAACGCCGAACAGCACUGGGGCCAAGGUGCCGGACCGGCUGCAGGUGCUUCACUAUCAGACCAUCUCGAAUGAGGAAUGCGUACAGAAAGGGUUUCGCGUCACACCGAACGAGAUCUGCGCUUUGGCCUCACAUGGCCAAGGCGCCUGCAUGGGUGACUCUGGUGGUCCAUUGAUCUUGUCAAACGGGCGACAGCAGUUGGCUGGCAUCGUGUCCUAUGGUAGCGCCACCUGUGCCCAGGGCAAACCCGAUGUCUAUACGCGAGUCUCCAGUUUUCUGCCCUAUAUAAGCAAAGUCCUUAACCAGGACUUGACCCCACAACCUCAACAAACAGCGCAAAACUAA
This is a messenger RNA of Drosophila nasuta, 831 nucleotides long. Its product is annotated as chymotrypsin-1. Lineage: Eukaryota; Metazoa; Arthropoda; Insecta; Diptera; Drosophilidae. Gene Ontology annotation, molecular function: serine-type endopeptidase activity. Bases 1 to 831 code for a protein of 276 amino acids. Gene Ontology annotation, biological process: proteolysis. The transcript has 2 exons. The record is from RefSeq and is a predicted model, not a curated record.